AUGGACCCGCAAUUACGAUUGGACACCUCGUUUGGUGCGGGAACUCAAAGAUACUCUUUCAUUGAAACGCCGCUAGAAUUGAAUCCUUCCCGACAAAGGAUAGAGCGACAAGUACCGCUGUCAGGAUCAGAGACAAAAGCCAAUGCUUGUCCGGUACAGCAGCAGGUCACCGCGACAGAAGACAUUCAACCAACGUUCAAUGAGAAAGCUCAACUUCAGCAUGAGUCUGCUGCGUCUGUCUACCCCGGUGGUCCGCCCAUUGAGCAGCAUCCUGCGCAUUAUGCUCCCUAUGCAGAGGAUGCGCCACAACAAGCGCAGUUCGAUACGUUUGCACCAGCAUACUCGUACAGCGCUGGCCACGAUCCACUUCCAGUCAAGGCGGACCCUGAGGCGUCAGAUAAAGUCGCAGAGUCUCGAAAGAUAUCUGUUGCGCCUGACGAGAACCCAUUGCAUUCUCCCCGCCUGCCACGCUUUCCUCCACCGAUCAUGACCAGCGCGCCACAUCCAACUACGCCAAUGUCCUAUCAUCAACCGGGGCAGAUUGCACACCCCAACCAGGUCGUCAAGGGUGGAACAUGGAGUCAUGGUUUAUGUGAAUGUUCCAGCAUCGGAACAUGCUGUCUUGGACUUUUGUGUCCUUGUAUACUCUACGGGAGGACGCAGUAUCGCCUUUCGAUGAAAGCGAAAAAAGAGAACCCAACCAACAUGCUAGGCCACGAGACAUGCAACGGCUCGUGUACGGCAAUGGCCUUGCUAUGCGGAUGUCAAUGGCUGCUGGCUACUGUGCAGCACACACGGACACGCAAAGCGUACGGUAUCAGUGGCAACGUUGGGUCUGAUUGUGUGCGAGCGACAUGCUGCACAUGCUGCACGCUCAUACAAGACGAGAAGGAAUUCAAGACUCGGGAAGAAGAGCGAGAAAGAGCUGCUUGGGCCACGGGGCAGGCACUGCUAUCACCAUAUGCAGCACCCUUGCAGAUGUCCUAUGGCCAGCCGCCGAGAUGA
Messenger RNA from Aspergillus viridinutans, 1005 nucleotides. RefSeq names its product DUF614 domain protein. Bases 1 to 1005 code for a protein of 334 amino acids. NCBI's taxonomy places the organism in Eukaryota, Fungi, Ascomycota, Eurotiomycetes, Eurotiales, Aspergillaceae. The transcript has 2 exons. The record is from RefSeq and is a predicted model, not a curated record.